AUGGAGCAGAGCAUAGCCCAUAAUUCAAAGCUUCAGUUGUUGUUAAUGGCAUCAACUUUGAUUCACCUAGCAUUUCUAAAUGAAGAAGCUAUUGUUGAAGGAUCAAAGACUGAACGAAGGUUGAAGGGCAGAGAUAUUAAUUCAAAUGCUUUGAGCAAUGAAGCUGGUCCAGACAUCGAACAAGCACUGAAGGAUGGGGCUAUAAAUAGCAGCGAAGAUGAAGUGCAACAAAAUUACAAGAGGAAGCUGCAGAAGUAUGCUCAGACAAAGAAACUUGAUUUGCCCUUAUACCGUACUAAGAGAGUGGAGCAAUCUGAUGCUCUUUGCUUCACAGCGAAAGUUUUAGUUGGUGAAGAUAUCUUCGAAAGUCCAGGAUUCUAUGAGACUACAAAAGAUGCAGAGGACGCUGCUGCACAGGCUGCACUAACAUCGCUGACAAUGGAUGCCUUUCGCAAGAGUGAUGAUAAUAUGUACAAGAAUCUGCUGCAAGAAUUUGCUCAGGAGAAUGGGUUUUUCUUGCCAAAAUACAAAACUAUGAAAUCUGGUGAGGAUCAUAAGUCAACAUUCUUCUCAACUGUGGAAGUAGAAGGAGAAAUUUUCCAUGGGAAUCAGGAGAAGUCCAAGAAGCUGGCAGAGUUUAGUGCUGCAAAGAUUGCACACACUGCUUUAAUGCUGGGAAAAUCCUGUUUGAUGGAUGACAAUACAUCUAUUUCCUCAAAGGAUGACAUUCUUGAAGUUGCUCCUAGCUUGGACUCACUCACCAUUGGUGAUCAGCAAAGGAACGCCAAUCCUGGAACUCAGGCUGAUGAAAGCAAAGAUUCUUUAAGCAAGAAGACCACAGAAGAUAUCAAUACAUACCUGCUAUGUAACAGGGUCAGAGUGUAUACAUGCAUUCCAGAGAUGAUCUUUUCCAAGGGCAAUGUAGCACUACCAAUUGCUGAGGGCAAGUGGGCAGUUGUGAACUUGGAGUUCCCCAAUGAAAAAGAUGCAUAGCCAUUACUUCCUAUUAUGAGAGUUUAUAUACCUUGGUAUCAUUAAUUUCUGUUACUAUCUAAUUAUUCAAGUGAAACUAACUGCAGGUUUUAGAACAAUGGAUAUUUGCUUAGAUGGAUGAGACUAAGAUAGGCCCAAGUUGCAGAGAGGAUAUACAUUAAGUGCAUUUUCUGAUAUAUUGUGCAUUUGCCAAAACCAAGAUGCUCUUGAACUUCUUGCAGUUAGGGAACAGCUUUAUGCCUUUGCAUCAACAUGACAUAUCUUUUGUGCAGACUUAGGUAAAGUUUGCAGAAAAUAAAAAUAAACAAUGGUCCUUGACAUGCCCCCCAUCCUUUGGGAGAUGAAAGGAAGAGUAAAUCAUCAUAUAAAGUCAGAGCCAUUCACUGGGAAUCUGUUAGUCUGCAACCCAAAUUUUUUUAAAGAAAAAGAUCAGAACUAAAAGUAAGUUAAUAAUAUUUUUGUAAGGAGUGACAACAGUGAAUCCACAAAAGCUAACAAAAAAGGAUGCACCAUACCAUAUAAUAGAUCAAAUCAUGAAUGUAGACUUCUUGUGUACAACUAUUCUCCUCGCAAAGAAGGGUUAACAAAGUGCACAAAAUUAUCAUCCCUUAACAGCUUCAUAUAUGCAAAACAAUCGAUGAUAUUUGUGUCAAUUUAACCAAAAAAAAA
Messenger RNA from Coffea arabica (coffee), 1662 nucleotides. The record is from RefSeq and is a predicted model, not a curated record. Lineage: Eukaryota; Viridiplantae; Streptophyta; Magnoliopsida; Gentianales; Rubiaceae.